AUGUCUAGUAGAAGUACAAGCGGCUGUUGUGGCGCCCUGGCGCUGCUACUCGUGGUGCUCGUGUUAGGUCAGGGCGUUCAAGGCGCCGUCGCGGCGGUGGACUACGGCGACGCGAUGGCGAAGGCGAUUCUGUUCUUCGAGGCGCAGCGGUCGGGGCAGCUCACGGGCGCGGCUAUUCCCACCACCAUCUCGUGGCGCGGCAAUUCCGGUCUUUCCGACGGCACCGCGCAAGGGGUGGAUCUGCGCGGGGGGUACUACGAGGGCGGCAGCAACGUGAAGGCGGGGCUGCCGGGGGCGUUCGCCGCCACCAUGCUCGCGUGGAGCCUCGUUGACUUUGGCCGCCACAUCCUCGCUGCGGGCGGCACCGCGCAGCUCUCCGGCGCGCGCGACGCGCUGCGGUGGGCGACGGACUACCUCAUCAAGGCGCACACCAAACCCGAGGAGCUCUGGGCGCAGGUGGGCAGCUCUGAGCGCAGGUGGGCAGCUCUGGGCGCAGGUGGGCAGCUCUGGGCGCAGGUGGGCAGCUCUGGGCGCAGGUGGGCAGCUCUGGGCGCAGGUGGGCAGCUCUGGGCGCAGGUGGGCGGAGAAAGGGAGAAAGGGAGGGGUGCGUUCGGAGAAGAGGGGGAUGCGGGGGGAGAAAGGGAGGGGUGUAGGGCCAAGUGGGGUGGCAAGGUGGGCGACGUGGUGACGGACGGGGCGUGCUGGCAGCGGCCGGAGGACAUGAGCACAUCGCGCACGGCGUACCGCAUCAAUGCCACCCGCCCCGGAUCCGACCUCGCCGCUGAAUCCGCCGCCGCCCUCGCCGCCGCCUCCCUCGCCUUCCGAGACGCCAACGCCUCGUACGCCGCCUCCUGCCUCGCCCACGCGCAGCAGGUCUUCUUCCUCCACCCGCCAGCUGCCUGCAGCAUUCUAGUUCCUCCUCUCCCUUCCUCUGCCAUCCCACCGCAUGCAUCCCUACUCUCCUCCAGCCUCUCGUCCCCCUCAACUCUACUCUCCCCCCAUUCUCCAAACCAGCUGUUUGUGUUUGCUGACAAGUACCGCGGUGUGUACAGCACGGUCGUCCCUGGGGCGGCGCUCAAGUUCCCCUCCACGGGCUACACGAUCUAA
Molecule: messenger RNA, 1107 nt
Organism: Closterium sp. NIES-65
Lineage: Eukaryota; Viridiplantae; Streptophyta; Zygnematophyceae; Desmidiales; Closteriaceae
Source: the annotation of a GenBank genome assembly